GCGCAUGACAGGAAGUGCAUCCAGCAAUCUACUGAAGUCAGUCGGCAGAAAUUGUCGGCCUGUCAUCAGAAAAAACUGGAUCAUAUCGUGGAUUUUCUAUGCUUUUUCUUUCUAUGUGUAGUAUUUCAUAAGAGAGGGACAUCAUGUCGCAAACGCCAAGUGCAGAGAUUUCGAGGAAAAAUCCUCUGGAGGAUUUUGAGCUGCUGCAAAGAAUAGGUAGCGGAACGUACGGUGAUGUUUACAAGGCUCGGAUGACCGCAGCUGGAACUCUCUCUGCCAUCAAGGUUAUAAAGAUAGAGCCAGGUGAUGAUUUUACUAUCAUCCAACAAGAGAUCUUAAUGAUGAAGGACUGUCGCCAUGCAAACAUCGUAGGAUACUUUGGGAGUUACCUUAGAAGAGAGAAACUAUGGAUUGCUAUGGAAUACUGUGGAGGUGGAUCACUCCAGGACAUCUAUCACAUGACUGGACAUUUGGCAGAAUUGCAGAUUGCUUAUGUGUGCCAGCAGACACUGACUGGAUUAGCUUACAUGCAUACACUUGGAAAGAUGCACAGAGAUAUCAAGGGUGCCAACAUUCUACUGACUGAUGAUGGAGAUGUCAAACUUGCUGACUUUGGAGUCUCAGCGCAGAUCACACAGACGAUAGCAAAGAGAAAGUCGUUCAUUGGCACUCCUUAUUGGAUGGCCCCUGAGGUGGCUGCUGUGGAAAGGAAAGGGGGCUAUGACUUCCAGUGUGACAUCUGGGCAGUAGGUAUCACAGCCAUUGAACUAGCAGAGCUUCAGCCACCAAUGUUUGAUCUACAUCCAAUGAGGGCUUUGUUUCUGAUGUCAAAGAGCAACUUUGUUCCACCGAAGCUGAAGGAUAAGAACAAGUGGUCGCCGAUAUUCCAUGCAUUCAUCAAAACAGCACUAAUCAAGAAUCCAAAGAAAAGGCCUACUGCCAGUAAACUUCUUCAGCAUCCUUACUUCCAAGACAACAUAGACAGGCUGACUGAGCAGACGAUGAGGCAACUGUUAGAGAAGGCUCGUAAUGUCAACCCAGGCUAUUCACCCAUAGAAGAUGAUGAUGAUGAUAGGUUAGAUGAACAGGCACUAGUAAACGUGAAAAAGAGAGUAUCAUCUAAGAGGACAGACCAGAAGGACAGACCUGCUUCAGAAAUCAACAUGGACUUUGUGAAGAAGGUGAAAGAGGUUCCCAGGAUGCCACCUGAUGAUGAUGGCAUGCUCGGGGAAGGUAACUACCAAGGAGCACAUGAAUGGACCCCAAGCAACGCAGAAACAGAGGGAAGAAAGAGUUUACUUGCUUCCGUUGAGGAGGAGCUACAAAAACGGGGUCAUCAGACCAAUGAUUUCAAAGGGGCUGAAGAGAACACAGAGGAGGGCAAACACUAUUACGAUAUGUUGGAUGCAGCGUCCGAAAGUGACACAUUACCACACAGUGAUCGACCUCCACCUCUUCCACCUAAGCAAAAGUCAGUGAAGUUCUCAGCAUCAAAUGGAACUGCAUCCAACGCAUCAACAAGAGAAAGCGCCCCUCCAUCAGUGCCCCCAUCCAAACCAAACAGACCGCAGCAACAGAAGAUGAUGAAUGGAAGAGCCCCCACCACAGAAGGAGAGAACACAGAAGAUAUCGAUAAUAAACCGCCGAUCGUUCCACCCAGGAGGAUACGAAAUGAAUUCUUAGAACCACCGCCCCAGCAAGCUAGCAAUGGACUUCCUCCAACACCAAAAGUCACUAUGGGAGCUUGUUUCUCCAAGGUCUUCAAUGAGUGUCCAUUAGUUAUACAUUGUUCAGCAAGCUGGGUUCAUCCAGAAACAAGAGAUCAGUACAUUAUAUUUGGUUGUGAUGAGGGUAUCUACAUGUUCAACCUCACUCAAAUUCAUGAAGGUGCUAUGGACCAGAUGUUUCCUCGGAAAACAACAUGGUUAUAUAUCAUCAACAAUAUCAUGAUGUCAUUAUCAGGCAAGAACCCCAGUAUCUACCAACACAACCUGGUUGCAUUGGUGGAUAAGAACCCUCAUAGGUUUCACAUGCCAAGCAGAUUUGGUGAGAAGCUCCAGAGAAUACCAGACAAGCUAGUACCUAGGAAGUUUGCACUCAGUCAUAAAGUACCAGACACAAAAGGCUGUACAAAGUGUUGUGUUGUGAGGAAUCCAUACAAUAGUCAUAAGUACUUAUGUGGAGCUCUGCCUGCGGGUGUGGUAUUACUGCAGUGGUAUGAACCCAUGAACAAGUUCUUACAAGUAAAGGUGUUUGACUGUCCACUGCCACCAGAGAUCAAGGUAUUUGAAAUGCUCAUCAAACCGGAUGCCGAAUUCCCUAUUGUGUGUGUUGGAGUAGCAAGAGGGUUGGACAGGUCACACCUAACGUUUGACGUUGUAAAUCUGAACUCAACGAGCAGCUGGUUUGUAGAGCACCCUCCGACGGAGAAGCUUCUCGACGUCGUAUGUGUGUCUCAGAUCGAACGAGACACUGUCCUGGUCUGCUUCGACAGUGAGCAUGCAUCGGCCAAGCUCCGCGGUGAAGUGAAGGUCGUUAACCUGAACGGCAGACCGAGGAACAGCAAGAAACUGCUGACUGAACUGCACUUUGACUUUGCUGUGGACAAACUAGUAGUACUACAAGACAGUGUGCUGGCCUUCCAUCGGCAUGGCAUGCAGGGAAGAAGCUUCAGGUCAAAUGAGGUGACGCAAGAGAUCUGUGAUAAGAGCAAGCUGUUCACCCUACUUGGCCAUGAGAAGCUCACUGUACUCAAGAGUCAUCCCCUCUCUGAUCCUACUGCACCAUGCAAUAUCUAUCUACUCACAGGCCAUGCUAACAUGAUGUGAAGAACACGCCUACAUUGUGCACCGCCUGAUGAGGCACGCAAAUAUAUAAUGUGAACAUUUUGUUUGAACAUUCUGCUUCCCAUCAGGAGGACACAUAGUCAGUGUGAUGCAUUGAAUGUGCACUGGUCAGCAGAUAGACAUGUUACGUCUAGGAUGGACAUGAUAGUGGAUUAACAUGAUGAUGACGGAGUGAUGAGAGAGAGAGGAACUGUUAGGCCUAGAAGCCAUUGUGUGUGAGAAUGGAGUCAUUCUUAGCAGCAGCUGGACAAUGCUAGACGAUGAUGCUCUUUCUGUGCCCUUGAGGAAGGAAUGUAUGCCUGGAGAAUGCUGGUUUAUUGAGAGCUAUGGAGCUCAGUCAAGAUGAUAUCAUCCCAUCCCUCCUCUAUAUCAUUUCUUCAUUGCAGGGUUUGACUUUGAAAUCCCAAGCAUUUCAUACAUUGUAAAAUCUUGUAACUGUAACAGAAAGUAUAUUGUACAUGAGGUUUGUUUUACUGGCUAGAGUAAAUUAUAACAUAUACUAUAUUGCUAUUCAUGACAUACCUAAACCAACAGUAAAUGAUGUAGAAGACAUUGUCAAAAUGGAAGCCCUUUAUCAAUUCUUUGGAAAAUACAUUGCAUAUAUACUGUUCCUACGGAGGCAUUUUGAUGUUAUACUAGGGUCCGAUAUUGUAGACAUUUUGAUUGCUGUCUCUCUGAAUAAACUUGCUGAAAUAUGAUCCUAUUGCUCUAAUAAAUCUGUAAAUUGCAUGUUUAUCCGAAAAGAAAAGGUAACUGAUGGCUUAUCAGAAGCUAGUCAACUGCUCAAAUACAUAGUUAUGAUUGAUGAUGACAAGAAUGAGUUCUUUUCCAAUAACAUCCCUAUUUGAAUAGAUGCUGUAUAGACAGCAUGAGUUUUUGAUUUAAGGCUUUAAUUUUCCCUUGGGUUGCGGCAGAUGAAUAUAACAAGUGUUAAGAAUUAGCUGAUAACUGUUCUACCUUUGGAUAUAAAAGGAUAUGAAGUAGCAUGCUGCACAAAGGAGCACAAUAAAAAUAUUACUUAGACAAAUAGAUUUGAUUUUCCUUCUAUUAAAGUGGCCCUAUGUUUUAGCCAUUAUCAAGGAGAAGAAAGCAACAAAGAAGUGUCACUCUUCAGGUAUUGAUCAGAAUAGUAAACUAAAAUGGAAAGCUCUUUCAGACUUUUCUGUGGUCAGUUCAUAGACAUAUAACAUCAUUACAUGAAGUUUCUCUGUACCAUGUACAAGUACUGCAAGAUUUUGGAAAUAUGUACACUUUACUUUGGUAUUGGAGAGAUAAACAGUACAUAAAUGAGAAUGAAUUGGCUAUUAUUCAAUACUUAUACAAUCUAUCAUUUCCCAUUUGUCUGUAUAUUUGUGUGAAUGUGUUACCCACAUUACCUAGUGAUUAGUGUUAACCUUGGUAUGUUCACACAUGAGGCUGGAAGCUGCUGCACUGUUGUUGUUUUCCUUCUAACAUGUAAAUGACAAUUGAAGAUAAACAAAGUAUCUGCUCAACAAAGGUCCUGUUUAUACUCAAUAUCUGUCAGAUAUAGGAUACAGAAAUGUGAAAUAUUUAGUGCGUCACUUGCGUCAUUAUUAAAACAAAACAAAAUGCUGCAGUUUGCUGCCUCAUAUGUGUACAAGCUUUUAGUGUCAGCCUUCAGUUUAAUAUGGUGUAUCCUUUUAUGACAGAAAUUUUGCCCUGUAAUUGUUCAAUUUAUUCUCCUUUGUGUCAGCGCAAAAACCAAUCCAAUCCUGAUUUUUGUGAAAGUAUACAUAUCUAUUCAUCUUUGCCUUCCAAUGUAUUGUAAUUAAUUUUUUUAAACCAACUAUCUUUUUUUUCUUCAUAUAAAUUGUAGGGUUCUAUCUAUGCAUUUUUCACACAAGGACUUUUCUUCUUCCAGUUCAAUAAGGAUGCUUAAUAGGUAAUAGGAACCAAGAGCUUUGUUUUUAAAAAAUGAACAGUUUGUUGGUUGACUGUCUCCCACAAUGUGCACCAACAAAUGUCUCUUCGAAGCCAUUUCCAUCUGCAUACCCUAUUUGUAAAAAUGACAAUCAAAAAUUUAAAGAAAAAAAAAGAGUAUAUUAUUAUUGUCCUGCACAUUAUUUUAUUCCUUUACCAAAAAUAAUAAAGUAAGGAUAAAGCAGUUUAUAAAAAACAGUGAACUUGAUAGUUUGCAUAUGAUAUUCCUUUGCACAAUAUUGCACAUCUAUUUUUAGAAUACAUUAAGCAAAAAAUUCCUUUAUUAGUCCUCAAGCCUAUUUUUUUUCUGUAUUACUACAAACAUCUGCUCAUUCGCUAAUAUGAAUUUAUUCCCCAAAUGUAGACAUUUUGGGGUAAAAUAUGUCUGCAUUUGUAGAGAACAAACUUUCAUAUCUGCCCAUUAUCACAGCAUGAAUUAAACUUUGAAUUAUAAUUUUUGAAUUUCUCUCUGUCGUCCUUUCAUUAUUUGAUAAUUUUGAUCAUUUCUUAAAUGCAAUAUUUGUAUAUUUUUGCAUCAGUUAUCUUUGAAUUUUGUUAGUGCAAAAGUUUAUUAUUUCCUUUUGUAUGGUAGAAUUCCUUCAGCUAAUUUAAUCAUUUCUUUUGAGUUGAAUGAAAUUGCGAUUCACACCUCAGUUAUAUGUGUACAAGACAUGUUGAAAUAGUAUAGAGUUACUUUUUGAAAGUCAUUUGUCUACAUGAAAUGUAAUAAUAAUGAUUAAUUUUGAAUGUAUAUUACUGUUUAAUGAAAGUACUGUCAAUGUUGAAUUUUAUGAUAUAUCACAUUUUAACCAGCAGAGCUAUUUCAUAUGUAGUAAAUGUUGAUAAUUUGGUCUUUUAGAGUAUGACACUGCCAAAUGGGUUGCGUUCUUACUUUUAUCCACUUACACGAUAUGGCACCUCUUAGCACCUCCAGAAUUGCGCCAAAGAUUUAUUCAUUUUUUUAAAACCUGUUUUCGUAAAUUCCUGUCCCUCUGUUCUCCAUUUUAGUUCCUGCUCCCCCAUACUUUUUGUUGCUUUCUCCCAGUAAAAUGUUGUGCUUGGAAAUGAGUAGCUGUAUGGGAUCCCGGUACCUGUUUCUAAACUUAUCUAAAGUUGUAUUUGAGGGACAGCAUUAAAGAAUUUAGGAUGAAUGGCUUAUCUGGCAGCAUUAGCUCAUUGAUUGAAUUCACUGCUCUCUUCACUUCGCUAUAGUACAUGUACCUUUUUUGCUACAUUACUGGGUUUCAUUUAGAUCCAUAAAACCAUUCAUAUGGGUUCAUUACAAAAAUACUUUAUUAGCAAGCAAUGUAUGUACUUUAUAAACUAUGUUAGAUCCUGGUGAUAAAAAGUAGAGUCUAUAGUAAUGUUAAAGAAUAUACAAUUUUUCAAUAUUGUAGCACCUGUUGCAAUUCAAAAUUCAAUCACUAGGUGUUUAUGUGCAUAUUAUUUAUGAUUAGAAGUUGUUGUUUUAAUGAUUCAAUGACUAAAUUUGCAACAUCUGCUCACGGUAUGCGUUCUUAUAUAGCACUGUAGAACAUCAAUACAGAAGAAUGCUUUGGGGUUUUUUUUUAAUGGGCAUUCGCAUUUUCUUUGAAGGUUAUGAAUUUGCAUGUAUUUAAACAAGAGAUGAUUAUUGCAAAAUUGAAACAGAACUGCACAAUCAAUGAUACUUUACCUGAUGUAUAUUCCUUGUUCAGAAAGUCUUCCUGGCAUAUGAUUGUUUUUAGAAAUGCUUUAUAUCACAUUCUUUAGUAAAGGUCUGAAUAUAGUAUGUACAAGAUUCAAUGUCGAAGACACGUUUGUUCCAUGUAAUGCAUUCACACAUUUUAUUAUUUAGUUAAUAUAAUUUUCAUUUCUCUUGUGAUGACUCUUAUUUUUGUGUGUGCACCUUCUUGCUGGUAUUGAAAGUUCCAACUUGUUCUCAUUUUUUUUUGGUCCUUGGUCGCUAGUUGAAUGGAUAGAUAAUAAUAACUCCUCCACAUCGUACCCUUGCAAAAGCAAACUGUCAGUGAUUUGUGAAUUUAUGUGAUUAUCCUCCGUGAGUGUGAGUAAACUGAACAAAGAUGUUUUAAGUGCUAGCUGCGUAUUUAUGAAAAAGACAUGUCAAAUCUAUUUGAUUGUAAUGAAUGAUGGGACCCAUCAGCCUUCUAUGCUUUGUACAUGCUCAUGUGUAAAUAUCUUGUAAAUGUGGCAUGUAUGAUGGCACAAAUUACAUGAGGAUAUUGUUAUUACGAAAUACAUCUUUUUAUACUAUUAAAGUACAAUAAAUUUGAGAUGAUUUGUAUUUAAAUUAUCACACUUUUGUACAAGUUUUUAGAAAUGGACAAGCUAAAACCUAUAGAUGUUCUAUAGGAAGAAAAAAAAUCAAUUGGUCAUGAUGCUACACACUUUAUAACUUUAAAACAAUUUUUGAAUUUUUAUUAAUUUUUGUCAAUAAAAUCCCUUCCAUUUUUCCAAAUAUAAUUACCAAAAUACUCCACAAGUUCCUUUGAUUUUUCUCUGUAUGCUAUACUAAAGAUAGAACAGGAAGGAAUGUGAUUUGUAAGAAAGAUCUCUCCCAUCAAUCACUAUAGAGUUACAGACUACUAUUAAUGAAUACUACUCUAGAUAUGAUAUAAUAACUUCAAAUUAUUGAAAACUUUUUAUGAAAGAUACAGUAUACUAUAGAUUUAUUAUUUAACAACAACAGUUACACAAUGAAUAAAUCAAAUCUGGGAGAUAUUCACAGGUUUCAAACAAGCAACACCAGCGCAAAACAUUGCUGUUGAGCUGCAUGUUUCACCUUGUUUACCUGAGUGCUAAAGUAGAAUUAUGGUCAAAUAUGCAAAGGUGAUAAAUGUGAAUUUCAAACUCUUACAAGUACUUUUUAACAUGUGUAUACAUUGUGGCCAUAGGGGUGGCUCUUUUGUACACACAAUUGUAUUGCAUUAUACAAAAUUCAAUAUUAUGAGAAUGCAAUAUCAAGAUGUGGCAUAUGAGUUUAACCAUCCAUUUCUUUGUAAAAUGUUUACUUAACCUAUAUAUAUCUUAUGUGUGAAUAGCUGGAAAAAAGUAACUAUUAUUGUUCUGUCAUCUCAAUCAGUUGUACAUACAAAAAUAUUGCUUUAAUCAAAUUUCUUUCUAAUUAAAAGAAGACAAGUUCUGCCAUAAAA
Molecule: messenger RNA, 7939 nt
Organism: Strongylocentrotus purpuratus (purple sea urchin)
Lineage: Eukaryota; Metazoa; Echinodermata; Echinoidea; Camarodonta; Strongylocentrotidae
Product: mitogen-activated protein kinase kinase kinase kinase 5
Exons: 25
Coding region: 144-2828 (894 amino acids)
Biological process (GO): protein phosphorylation
Molecular function (GO): MAP kinase kinase kinase kinase activity; ATP binding
Source: RefSeq, a predicted model, not a curated record